This is a messenger RNA of Magallana angulata, 658 nucleotides long. RefSeq lists its product as uncharacterized. The record is from RefSeq and is a predicted model, not a curated record. NCBI's taxonomy places the organism in Eukaryota, Metazoa, Mollusca, Bivalvia, Ostreida, Ostreidae. The coding region runs from base 1 to 495 and encodes 164 amino acids. The transcript has 2 exons.
AUGUUUAAUAUUCAGUUACUCAUGUUCUCUGUAAUAUUGCUUAUGGUCAGUUGUCUUUUAACUACAGCAGAAUCUACUAGUAACAGAACAUGCAACUACACAAACCAGAUCUUCCAAGAAUGUGAUGUUAUGUUCUACACCAACUGGACGAUCUGUGACGGAAAAGGAUGUCCCAUUGGACAACAAACACGCGGUAAAGGAAUAUGUUGUAUUCAAGACAACAUGGAAACAGGACAAGCAUUAAAAAAUAGAUGCAUGCAGAAUUGUAAUUUCACUGAUGAAGAUUUUCAGGAGACCGUCCCUACAAACGUCACACCAGAAAUUGAGAAUAAGCAGUCUGAAAUAACCUUAAAAGGUGUGUCUAUUGCUGGGGCUGUUAUAGGAGUGCUUGCUAUAUCCGGCCUUUUAGGAUUGCUCAUCUUUUUUCUCUGCCGGCGUUGGAAGAAAAAGAAGGAAAAUCCGAAAGUAGAACCCGAGGAAAGGGAUGAGAAGUAAAAGUCGGUUUGCGGAUGUCUUAUCUAGCGAUAUCUAUUCCUGUGGUUAAUCUCUAUUAUCUUUUUGAUUGUGAUUGUUAAUUUUUGUUCUGACUGUUACAGGUGCUUAAUUCUAAAUGUUAAAAUAGUACAUUGGUUUCAUAUUUAUUUCGAUAUUUAUGGUU